AUGUCAGUUCAAGUCGAUGGAUUUAACGCUUCACCAUUUUUCCAACAAUUAUAUGAUGGUUUACAAGAUAAAUCAGCAGUUGAAAAAGCUGUUAAAGCUGUCAAUGCUAUAAUUAUCAUUACUUUAAAAAACAAAGAAGGUAAAGAGCAAUCAUGGGUUUUAGACUUAAAAAAAGCUGGUACUUUAACAAAAGUUGAUGGUAACCCACCAAAAGGUGAUGUUCAAUUAUUAUUAAAAGAUGUUGAUUUUGUUAAAUUAGCAAAUGGUAAAGCUAAUGGUCAAAAAUUAUUCAUGAAUGGUAAGUUAAAAGUUAAGGGUAAUAUGAUGAAGGCUACUGCAAUUGAGUCAGUUUUCAAACAACUCGACCCAAGACCAAAAUUAUAA
Molecule: messenger RNA, 384 nt
Organism: Insectozyma verbasci
Lineage: Eukaryota; Fungi; Ascomycota; Pichiomycetes; Serinales; Debaryomycetaceae
Source: the annotation of a GenBank genome assembly